ACAAUGGCAAGUACGGAGCAACAACUAAGAAAAAUUCUUCAUGAUAUCGCAAAUAAAGAAAGUUAUAUCCAAUACAAAAUCGAUAUUAAACCAAUAACAUCUGCAGGAGCGAACUACACAGCAGAUUUGUAUAUAGCGACAAUUUCAGAACCGCUGAACCCAGAUAUUCAUGUUUUUGCCAAGAUUGCAAAUCUCAAUGAAGAUGUAAGGAAAAAUAAUGAAUUUCUGUCCAGAGUGUAUAAUAUAGAAGCAUGGUUCUACUCUGAAAUGGCUGUCAACUUUGGUAGGCUAUAUAACAAACAUCAAGUUUCAGUUGAAGAUAGGCUGAUUAUAUCUAAAUAUUACGGACAUGAUUUGAUCCUUUACCAGGAAAUACUUGUUUUGGAAAACCUUGAAAUAAGAGGUUUCGAAACUUUUGAUAGAAUGAAGACUUUUGAUUGGGAAUAUGCAGCUGUCGCCGUGACUCAGAUGGCUAAAUUUCACGCACUAGGAUUGUCGUACCGCGAAGAGUAUCCUGAGGAAUUCGAAAAUGCGUACAGUAAUCUUAUUAUAGAUUUCUCCAAGAACCAACAAGAAAUGGACACAUUUACACAACAGGCAAUAGAAAACGCUUGUGAGGGUUUAAAUGACGAUUAUAAGCAACGAUUGAAAAACUUUUUUUCUUCAAAGGAAACCGUCACAAAUAUGACAACACAGAUGAUGGAAGAUAAGACAAUGCUAAUUCAUGGAGACUUUAGGCCAAGUAAUUUAAUGUACAGACGUCGAAACGGGCGAUUGGAAAUGGUACUCCUAGACUACCAAACCAUUAGGAUGGGAAACCCAGUGAUAGACCUGAUUUAUUUCAUCUUCUCUGGGUCUGACGGGGAGUUCCGGCGCCUGCACUACCAGCGUCUUUUGGACCACUACUUUACGGAGCUGACUGUUGCGCUGCGACACCUCAACAUUGACGUGAACAAUGUUUACCCCAGGAAGACUUUUGACACUAAUCUUAUUGAAGUGAGGCCUCUGGGACUAAUGUUUGGUCUGAUGAUGACGGGUAUGGUAACAGUGGCACCAAAGGACGCGCCGAAGAUAAACGGAGAUUUAUCCAGCAUGCACGUCAAGCCCAACCAACUGGCGCAGGAGAGAAUCAGCGGGAUAGUAAAAGAUUUUAUACAAUGGGGUGUUUUAUAAGAAGUAAA
Cydia amplana is the source of this 1181-nucleotide messenger RNA. RefSeq lists its product as uncharacterized. The transcript has 3 exons. Lineage: Eukaryota; Metazoa; Arthropoda; Insecta; Lepidoptera; Tortricidae. The record is from RefSeq and is a predicted model, not a curated record. Bases 4 to 1173 code for a protein of 389 amino acids.